UACAGGAAGACGGAAGCAAACGCCGAGCGCCUGCAAACUCAUCGCUUGAAUCACCGAGGAGGGCACAAGGACAUAAACCAAGAGCUCGCGACUAUGAUUUCUGUGGAUAGUUCAUAAACCGUCAGCCUAUUACCUCCGUACAUCCACCCAGCGUUACUGUAAACCUUACAUUAACGUUUGACGCCGUUUCAUCCACACAGACGGGAAAAGAAUGGCAUCGAUUUUGCUCACCAGAUCUCGGACUCCGUUGCUGAAAACAUCCAGGUCAUUAAAGAACGAAUUCAGAAAAGGAAAGUUGUCAGAAGGCGCAUGCUUUAACUGCACGGCACUGCGGUUAGCUACAAACAGUCCUGGUGUGCUUGGAGGAAUCGUCUGGCCUCAUGCAUCAUCUGUCCAGUACCUGGACAACUCCUCUGUGCUUCAGCGACGCCUGUCCAGAUCUCAUCUUUAUUGUGCUAUCUUAGUACCCGACCCUGCCCUGCCAGUCCACACCAACUCCACAUACCACAGAACAUUAGCCUGGCCACAGAAUGCUCCAGUCCGGUGGGUUCACACCACAGGCCGGCUGCUCGAUGAUUCAAAGGUGGAGCGCUCUUUACGCACCCUGAAGGAUCGAAAUAAAAAGCUGGAGGAGGGCGGACCAGUGUAUAGCCCAACGGUGGAUGCCGAACCAGUGCGACGGACAAUACGGCAACGUGUUAUUGAUGAGGUGAAACAUUACUAUCACGGCUUCCGUCUGUUGUGGAUCGACACGACCAUCGCUGUGCGGAUGCUGUGGAGGGUGUUGAACGGACACAUUCUGUCACGCCGAGAGAGAAGACAGUUUCUGAGGACGUGUGCAGAUGUCUUUCGCCUCCUGCCCUUCCUGGUCUUUAUCAUUGUUCCGUUCAUGGAGUUUCUGCUUCCUGUCGCACUGAAGCUCUUCCCCAACAUGCUGCCGUCCACCUUCGAGACACAGUCCAAAAAGGAGGAGAGGCUGAAGAAGGAGCUGAGAGUAAAGUUGGAGAUGGCCAAGUUCUUGCAGGACACAAUCGAGGAAAUUGCACUAAGAAACAAAGCAGCCAAAGGCAACGUGACCGAAGAGUUCUCCACUUUCUUUCAGAAGAUCCGGGACUCUGGAGAGAUACCCAGCAAUGAGCAGAUCAUUCGUUUCUCCAAGCUGUUUGAGGACGAACUGACUUUGGAUAACCUGACGCGGCCGCAGCUCGUGGCUCUGUGCAAACUGCUAGAGCUGCAGUCCAUCGGCACCAACAAUUUCUUGCGCUUCCAGCUUAUCAUGAAGCUACGAGCAAUCCGCGCAGAUGACAAGCUGAUAGCCGAGGAGGGAGUGGACAGUCUGAAUGCGAACGAGCUGCAGGCGGCAUGUCGAGUAAGAGGAAUGAGAGCUCUGGGUGUGACACAGGAGAGACUGAGAGAGCAGCUUAAACAGUGGUUGGAGCUUCACCUCAACCAGCACAUUCCCACAUCUCUGCUGCUGCUGUCCCGAGCCAUGUUUCUGCCGGACACACUGUCUCCUGCAGACCAGCUCAAAACCACACUACAGAACCUGCCAGACAUCAUGGCUAAAGAGGCGCAGAUGAAAGUAGCAGAGUUGGACUUCUCUAAAGUGGAUAACAAGACCAAGCUGGAGGCCACGCUGCAAGAAGAGGCGGCCAUCAGACAGGAGAACAGAGAGCGAGAGCUGGAGAGACUGGCUGAUGCUGCAGAGAAAGCAAAGGAGCAGACACAGGCACAGGAGGCUGAGGUGCUAGAGGUGGAAGGAGAACGACGGGUGGAUGCAGAACACCCUCUGUCGAGUGUAGAUGUGGCCAUCCAUUCAGAAACACUACGAGACACUGCGCCGGUGCUGGAGGGGAUUAAGGGCGAGGAGAUCACUAAGGAAGAGAUUGACAUGCUGAGCGACGCCUGCACCAAACUGAAGGAGCAGAAGAAUCUCCUCACCAAAGAGAAAGAGGAGCUGGAGGACCUGAAGGAUGAUGUGCAGGAGUACAGUGAGGACCUGGAGGAGAUAAAGCGAGAGCUGUCCAAGACGGGACAGGAGAAGGCAGUGGAGGAGUCUAAGGCAAGUCAGCGUCUGUCAAAGCGAGUCAACCGCAUGAUCGGAAGAAUGGAUAAGAUCAUCACUGAGCUGGAGAAGGACAAGAUGGUGCUAGACGGGCAGAUGGACAGCGGGACCACACCACCAAUUGGAUUGUUCUUUGAGAAACGUAGUGACUUGCCAAGGGAGAAUCUGAUAAGCAUCAACGAGCUCAUUACAGUCAUGAAGCAGAUCCAGAACAUUCCUGAACACAAGCUGCUCAGCAUCGCAGAGGCACUCGACGAAAACAAAGAUGGCAAGAUAGACAUUGAUGAUGUUAUCAAGGUGGUAGAGCUGAUCGAUAAGGAGGACAUCGAUAUCUCCACCAACCAAGUUGCAGAGAUCAUGGUGAUGCUACAAAAGGAAGAGAAGCUGGUGGAGAAAGAGAAAGCCAAGGAGAAGGUCGAGAAGGAACAGGCAGCUAAAAUCCAAAACUAGACUUACAAUGUAGGAAAUUGAGAAAGGAUUCUAAAGCCAAUGAAGCUUUUAUGGUCCAUUAAUGUGUUCAGUGAGACUGAAACAAGUGCUGAGCUCCCAUCCGUAUUCACUCAUAUGAACAAAUCAGCUUUGUUUGCUUUGUUCGAAUAAGACUGAAAGUGUAAAGAAUGAAUUGAGAAGUUUAUUUAUUAGAAGAAAAAUAAGUAAUUUAGUAUGGAGCCUUGCACAUGAUGUAAAAAAGAAA
This is a messenger RNA of Danio aesculapii, 2759 nucleotides long. It is a transcript of the gene letm1, whose product is annotated as leucine zipper-EF-hand containing transmembrane protein 1. The record is from RefSeq and is a predicted model, not a curated record. Gene Ontology annotation, cellular component: mitochondrial inner membrane. The transcript has 15 exons. NCBI's taxonomy places the organism in Eukaryota, Metazoa, Chordata, Actinopteri, Cypriniformes, Danionidae. Gene Ontology annotation, molecular function: ribosome binding; calcium ion binding. The coding region runs from base 212 to 2515 and encodes 767 amino acids. Gene Ontology annotation, biological process: intracellular monoatomic cation homeostasis.